This is a messenger RNA of Lithohypha guttulata, 381 nucleotides long. RefSeq lists its product as uncharacterized. The record is from RefSeq and is a predicted model, not a curated record. The coding region runs from base 1 to 381 and encodes 126 amino acids. NCBI's taxonomy places the organism in Eukaryota, Fungi, Ascomycota, Eurotiomycetes, Chaetothyriales, Trichomeriaceae. The transcript has a single exon.
AUGUCGGACCAGCAACCUGGGAAACAACUGUUUAUGUUAGCAAAGUGGGUGCUCAAACCAGAACACGUCGAGGAAUGGCUGGAAACAGAAUACGAAGCGUGGAAAGUCGUGCAUAAUCAGCCGGAGUGCAUUUUCUUCGAAAUCUUACGUGAUCCGGAACGAUCCAACGUAUUUCGACUUCUCGAGUGUUGGACCAAGGACAAAGAGUGGUUCGACAAUGUACAAAUUAGGACACCGGCAUACGACAAGCUGUGGAAGCUGAUAGAAAGAGGUGUGACCGAGGAGCCGCCGAGCCUCGAAUACUAUGACCGGUUCGGAGACCAAGUCAAUGGCAGUAUCGUUCGGAGGCAUUACCUGGAAGGCGGAAAGGUAUUAGAUUGA